AUGCUUAAUAAUAUAGGAUACCACAUUCUACUACCCUUUAGAAAUCUCACAACUCAAGCAAGAUUCCUCCAAAUAAUUCGGCUUUUCACUUGUGUUGCUACAUUAUCAUUAAUCAUUGCUGCAUUAAUUGGCUCCCUUGCCAGCAGAAACAUUUAUAUUGCUAGGAUUAAUUGUGCUCGUUUGGAUGUUGCUAAUGGUUUAUAUAACACUUUGAGAAACUCCGUGUCUUUAUCCUCAAAUAUCCUUGGUGAUGGGGAGGAUAGUGUACUACCUGUUGAUUCAUCUCUAACUAACUCUGAAAUAUCAGUGUUAACCUCGUACGCAGAAAGUCAGGUUGCUAAUGCGCCACAAUACAUUGUUACCUCCUUAUGGAGCUGGUGCUAUGGAAACUACAAUAUCACGCAACACGUAGACAAACAUGGUGUUACUCAUAUAGAAAAGCAUAACGAUGUCCUUACCUGCUCGAAGUCUACGAAGAGGUAUAUUUUUGAUUAUAAAGAAGAAUUAGAGUCGAUAGGUUUAGAGAGUAUUUUAGCAUAUGCAUACCAGUCUUCAGAUUUGGACGAUAAAAAAUACGAAAAGACGAUAGCCAGAAGAAAUAGUAAGUACAAAUUACUUCCAUCAGGCUUAAUAUUUGCAGCUAGUUCCCAGCUAGUUGUGUUGAUAUUUGGUUAUGUAUUGUACAGCAAUAGGGGACCAGAAAAAGACCUUAACAAGUUCCCAGUCUUUGUCAUGAAUAUUAUAGCUUUGAUAUCAGUGGCAUCAUUUUUAAGUUUAGCUAUUUCUGGUGGCCUUAUUACUAAUUUAUUGAUACAAGUUAGGGAUGAAAUUCUGUCUAACUUGGGAGAUUAUGGGAUUGCAUUACAUUUUGGCACUAUUUGGUUUCUGUUACUAUGGUUGUCUUUUAUCUUUUCAUUGCUUUCAGCUAUUUCUUGGGCUUUCCCUCUAUGGUGUGCCAAUCCACCGGAUUUUGAUGAAGAUGAAUAUUAUGAUCAAAUUCGCUAUAGAUCAGACAAAACUGACAAUGAGGAAGCAGGAAUGUCUGAAUUGAAUGGUCUUAGGCGUAAUCAAAGUACUUCAAGUAAGCUUAACAGAUUCCAAAAGACAGGUGCUAAUGUAUCUAGUGGCGUUCAGGAUUUUGACACAAAGAAUAAUAAUGUUGUUGAGGAAACAGACUUUUCUGAUAAUGAAGAAUACGCGUAUGACACUGAUUAUGUCUAUAAUGAUGCGAAUAAUAGAAAAUACGAUGCGUAUGGUGCGCAGAACGAAGACGAGUUAAGAAAGCUUGGAGAAACAUUAUCAAGAAAAAUGUCUGUCCGCCGUUUAAACAGAAAGCUUUCUAGGAAAAGUCGUAAGUCAUACCUCCCGGAUGAAAAUUAUCCAGCAUUUGAAGAUGAAUCAAGAAACUUAUUGUAUCACGACGUUAAUAUCAAUAACUCACAAUAUCCUAUGACAGAAUCGAUGGCUCACCAUUAUAGAGAAGAGACAUUUGAUGGCUACGUUAAUAGUCACAAGCCAACCACGAGUGCUAGCACCAUGUCCCUUGGGACAUCAAAGAAUUUAACUAAGCAUAUCAAUAAAUUUAGAGAAGAAAACGACACACCUACCCGGAAUUUAUCUGAUAAAUCUAGUGAUAGAAGAAAGAAUAAUAAAUCUCAUGACUCAAACUUUAGGUCUAAUUCUUUACAAGAGAGGCAUUUCCAGCAUAAUACAAGGAACAAUCCAUUUUUGCAGACUGAUAAAUAUGAAUCCUUGCAAAAUAAAAGAGAUUCUACUGGUGAUUCAUUUUUGAAUUUUGAAGAAAUGGAAAUCCUAGACAAUAACAAUUAUAUAAAUAGAAUUUAG
Molecule: messenger RNA, 1845 nt
Organism: Debaryomyces fabryi
Lineage: Eukaryota; Fungi; Ascomycota; Pichiomycetes; Serinales; Debaryomycetaceae
Gene: ECM7
Product: Ecm7p
Exons: 1
Coding region: 1-1845 (614 amino acids)
Biological process (GO): fungal-type cell wall organization
Cellular component (GO): plasma membrane; cell cortex of cell tip
Source: RefSeq, a predicted model, not a curated record